Molecule: messenger RNA, 2544 nt
Organism: Puccinia triticina
Lineage: Eukaryota; Fungi; Basidiomycota; Pucciniomycetes; Pucciniales; Pucciniaceae
Exons: 12
Coding region: 1-2544 (847 amino acids)
Source: RefSeq, a predicted model, not a curated record
AUGAAUGCCCAAAUCUUCAACCCAAACGCAUCUCAUGUCACCAAGGCGGAUUUGAUAGAUUUUCUCUAUAGAUCUGACCCUCACGUGUUUCUCCCAACGUCAAUCACGAAGGAUGGACUUAUUGCACUGGUGCAAGAGCGACUUAACUUAACUCGUUUGACCCCACCCGCAGGUCGUGGUAUGCGACACCGUGGCAACCCUCCUGACCCACCCGCGCCAGUUACUGUACGCGCGACUCGCCGCAGGUCAGUCCCCGGCAACCCCACUGUGGUUACCAGCUUGCCCAGAGCACCACGCAGAUCAACUCCCGCGGUGGGUACUGUUGUGGUGAAUCCCAUAGAGAGAGAUACGGCCAACCAGCGAGCUCCUGCGGAAAGCCUGAUGACUUCUGCGGCGGGUCCUACGGUCAAUGAUGAAGGUGCCGUCAAAAACGUUGUCACCCCCGUGGCGGGUACUCCUGUUGAAGUACACACGGCUGAUGAUCAAGCCAGUGCUACGUCGCCUGCCAGAUGCCCCUCUGUGGAAAGCUCUAUCCCCAGGCCCAGGACUCCAACAUUUGCUGAAGUUGUCCAAAAACCCCGAAACGGUUUAGGACCAAUUGCGUCAAAUUCUGACACUUUGCAGAUUUCUAACGAUGUUCAGCUUCAAGCAGGUAGUACUUUGAGCAAGCAAACUGAUGUCAAAGGAAAGAAUUCUGAACCCCUCCCUCCCAAGGCUGGUGCUUCAAAGAUUGUUGCUGUCAAGUUCGCCCCGGAUAGCACUCCGGCCGUGAUUAAUGCCAGAGGCAAGAAAUCUAAACAACUACCUCCCCCAAAGGCUGGUACUUCAAACGUUGUUCUGGUCAAUGAGUUUAAGCUUGCCGUGGAAAGCACUCCGGCUGCGAGGCUCCAUGUCAAAGUCAAGAAAUCCAAACAAGCACCUCCCCCUAAGGCCGGAACUCCAGUGGCUGUUCCUGCCGAGGAUUUUGAGCUCACAGCGAAUAGCACUCCGGUUGCAAGGGUUGAUGUUGUAGGCAAGAAAUCCAAACAUGAAACAGAUGAUGAGAGAUGUGUUAUCAGUUGCACUCCUCUCGCAACUAGCUCAAAUCGACAUGACGACAAGGUGACACGUGCUCCGGAAGCUGAACCAGGCAUUUGCCCCAUCCGAAAACUCAAAACUAAGCGCCCACCUGCUGUUGUCACGGAAAACAAUGACAGUUCUGAUGAAGAAAUCAAGACAAUCGCGGACGAUUGUCCAACCAUCAAAGUCCCUCGCUCCGCUACCGCUGACCCAGGCCCGGCUCCAAAGCUCAAGACUAUGCGCCAAUCUCCUGACAAAGACAACCAGAAAAGCGCACAGAAACCUUGCCCCAUCCUAACCUCCCAUCCCCUCGCCAUUGACCCUCCUCGCGCUGGCAUCAAGACUGUCAAAUUCCAGGUGCUUCCCUCAGCUGUCAAGCGAACAGACGUCGAUAGGGCAAUUAGUCGCUUAAACGUGGGAAGAAAAUGGUCCGUCUUGGACCCAGUUGAUCCCACGGUCAAACCUACCAUAUCACGACUCAAUGUGGGUGGCGAAUGGCGUUAUCUUGAACACGGUCAGGCGGGGAUAGUUUCAGUGGCGAACAUUCCCACAAACCCAAAAUCCGCGGCUGCAAUGGGCAGUCCUCAUUACUGGGACCCAAAGGACGACACCAGGCACAAUACUUUUCAGCCUCAUCAUCUACUCGACUCAUCCCCCAAUCUUGUUGCUGGAUUGCCCGAGCCCAUUUCAGCCAAUCCUAUUCCCAAAAGUACUACCCCCGACCUCCUAUUAGAUUUUACUGAAGGGCUGACUCAAUGGAGUCUGAUCGAUGGUUCCGAAACCUUGACCAAAUGCAACAAGCUAUUCAUUCCACUUACACCAGCCGCAGAGCAACACGACUCAGUAGAAACUCAUACUGAGUGUGAGGUGCCCGGGUCGUUUCCAUCUGAUCCAUCGAUCUCUUCAAAUGAAAUCAUAAGCUACCCCCCAACUAAAUCAUCAUCAGAAGUGAUGACGGCCAGCAACCAUUUCUCGGAGUUUGUGCAAGAUGCACUGCUCAAGCUUCGACAAAUCCCCAAUUCGAUUAAACCAUCCUUUCUUCAACAACCCUUGGAUACACCGGCCGAGCUCAAAGCCUCCAUCACUAAGCCGGUGUGCAGCACUUCUGUAGUCAAUAAUCAAUCCCAGCCCUCCUCGCCAAGAACAUUAAGCAAAUCUAGCCAACAGCUUCUGACCCCCAAAUCCCCAAUAAGUGUUUAUUGCGAAUUACCUGACGUCGCUAGCAAGUCUCCCAGUUUCAAAACCGAAUCAAUCAUACCGGGCGAGACAAUCACUCUUAAGAGCGAAGAAGUUGAAUUGACUCUAUCUAGCAUGAAAGAACCGGAGAUCUCAGACAUCAAGAUCGAUUCCGAUCACGCUCAGCUGGCCCCCCAAGUACUACCACGCCUCCAGCUUAUCCCUAACCCUGAACCCCCCCUGACUUUCAACUCUGCCAUUGACGUGUCUCUAACUGAUGCCAUCCAUGAGGCUCUCGAGGAGAGUUAA